AAUGUGAUGAAUGAAUCAAUCGAAAAUUUAUUGAUAGUAAAGUUAAUCGGUUUUAAUAAUCAUACAUCUUGAACAAUGAUAAGAAUUUAUUGUUUAUUCUAUCAUCAAUUUUCGUAAUGAUUCUUAAUAAGUUUAGUGUCGCACCCAUCUUUAAAUUUACCGCAAUUCAACGGACUUUAUUAUCUCAAAUCCAGUUUUGUUUACAAACAAGUAUAUGAAGGACUUUAACUGUGCAUUGUCUUCUGAUCUUCCAGUAUUUUUUAAUUACUUUUAUAAAUAAUACAAUAUGCACCCUAACGAAGAUCUUAGAACGGUUUUAAGCAGUGCUCUCCAAGGUUCUGGUACUUAUAGCACAGCGGUUAUUCCACCUUCUUCCAUAGAUAUUACGAAUAGUAUCAAUUCUUCGUCAGUUGUGUGUCAAGAUUAUGUGAUCUCAGAGAGCAUUUUAGGUGAACAUCAUUCCGAUGGAAGAAUGUCUAGUGUUCGAAGGUUUUUUUGUUUAUUUGUUACAUUCGAUCUUUUAUUCACCUCUUUAAUGUGGUUGAUAUGCAUUAUGCUUAAUGGAGAUAGUAUAUGGGUUGCAAUUAAUAAAGAAAUUUAUCAUUAUAACAUACAUAAUUCUUUAUUCGACAUUGUGUUAGCUGCAAUGUGUCGUUUUACAGUACUACUUUUAUUUUAUGGGUUAUUACAUAUUAAUCAUUGGAUUAUUAUAGCUUUGUCAACAGCAGGAACAUGUGCUUUUUUAAUAUCAAAAGUUUUUGUGUACAAUUUCCAAGAUUCAUCUCAACCCGUUUUUCAAGUUUUAUUAGUGUUAACUUCUUUUGUACUUUCUUGGGUUGAAGUUUGGUUUCUUGAUUCUCGAGUCAUUCCUCAAGAAUCUCAAGCAAGACAAAUCAUUAUAUCAAGCCCUGAUACUGAAAGAACACCAUUGUUGAGAAGAUUUAUUCAAGGACAACAUGUGGUGCAACCUUCUGAGUACACAGAAAGUGUUGGAAAUUUUCAUUCAGUUCAAGGAUCUCCAACUGGGUCUUUAAAUCGGUUUGGGGAAACACCACAAAGAUUUCCAUCUAUGCAAUUAUCUUAUGAACAAAUUGAAAAAUAUAAACAAUUAGGUAUUAAAGCUUAUCGAGACUCCACUUUAUUUUUGAAUUCAAAAAAUUGGAAAAAAUAUAAAGUAAGCGACGACGAUGUAGUUUAUGUCCAAAAUGUUCAAGGAAUUGGAAAAAUUUAUAAAUUAGCUUGUAAGGUAAAUGUAGCAGCUAGCUUUUUAUUCGAAGAACUCUACCAUAAUGUAGAUAAAAUGACCGAAUGGAAUACAACUUUAUUAGAAUCACACAAAGUUCAAAUUAUUGAUCAACAUACAGAUAUAACCUAUCAAAUUUCAAAAAGCGCUGCUGCAGGUUAUAUUUCAAGUAGAGAUUUUGUUACCCUUCGAAGGUGGCAACAUCAAAGUAAUUGUUAUGUUAUUGCUAGUGUUGGGGUUGAACUUCCAAUAAUUCCUCCCAAUGACAAAUAUAUAAGAGGAUGGAAUGGUGCUGGUUGUCAAAUAAUAACUGGCUGUACAACAGGAUCAUGUAAAUUAGAAUGGAUUUUGAAUUCCGAUCUGAAAGGAAAAAUACCAACGAUUGUUUUACAAAAAGCUUUUGUGAACAUGAUGUUUGAAUAUAUAAAUAAUUUACGGAGUCAUUUAAUACAACGUAUCGAUAGUCUUUAAAUAGAUGAAAAAGAACCGUUUAAUAAAAUAAUUUAAGUUUUUUUGACUGAUUUAUAAAGUUUAUGAAUGAGUUUAAAAAAAUUAAUGUCAUUUUGUAACCGAUUUAUUUAUAUUUAAUGCACACACAUUGUGAUAAUCUUUAAUAUGAGGUUAUAAAUGAAAUAUUUAGGUGCAUAGAAAGUGUUCGAAGAAAAUAGCAAAACUGUGAUUCGCUUUAAAAAAGUUAACCUAAACACAUACAUUUUAAAUUAGAUAUAUCGUACGGUUAUUUUAUAUUUCCAAUUUAAGAGCUUAAAGCAUUACUAUUUAAAAAAACUUAAAAUUAAAAAUAAAAUUUGAAUUCU
Onthophagus taurus is the source of this 2058-nucleotide messenger RNA. It is a transcript of the gene Start1, whose product is annotated as Steroidogenic acute regulatory protein-like. The record is from RefSeq and is a predicted model, not a curated record. NCBI's taxonomy places the organism in Eukaryota, Metazoa, Arthropoda, Insecta, Coleoptera, Scarabaeidae. Gene Ontology annotation, molecular function: lipid binding. Gene Ontology annotation, cellular component: endoplasmic reticulum-endosome membrane contact site; late endosome membrane; lysosomal membrane.